AUGUGUGACGUGCCCUUCUUCCCAAUCUUCCCUAUUUGCUUCCAAUGCGGCACGGAUCAGAAUCCAUGCCACUGUAAGGUGGUUGGGCCGACACUAGGUGCGUCGAUCCUUGCCACAAUAUUAAUUACUAUCCAUCUAACCACCUCCUACUCCGUAGGAUUCCUCUCCACCGUUGUGGCUGCGGUGAGCGAGGCAGAUAUUACUUUGGCUGCUGUCUAG
Molecule: messenger RNA, 219 nt
Organism: Penicillium lagena
Lineage: Eukaryota; Fungi; Ascomycota; Eurotiomycetes; Eurotiales; Aspergillaceae
Exons: 1
Coding region: 1-219 (72 amino acids)
Source: RefSeq, a predicted model, not a curated record